This is a messenger RNA of Suillus paluster, 771 nucleotides long. Its product is annotated as eukaryotic translation initiation factor 3 subunit G-domain-containing protein. The coding region runs from base 1 to 771 and encodes 256 amino acids. Gene Ontology annotation, molecular function: RNA binding; translation initiation factor activity. Gene Ontology annotation, cellular component: eukaryotic translation initiation factor 3 complex; cytoplasm. The record is from RefSeq and is a predicted model, not a curated record. The transcript is spliced from 5 exons. Lineage: Eukaryota; Fungi; Basidiomycota; Agaricomycetes; Boletales; Suillaceae.
AUGAGAAAUGGUAUCCGUGUCACCACCGAGUAUGCUAUAAAUGACGAAGGAAAGAAGGUCAAGAUCACCCGCAAAAUAAAACGCACCCUUCAAAAAUCUGUAAACGCAAGAAAGUGGGCCAAGUUUGGCAAGGAACGAGGGAACAAGGAAGGACCAGAUCGAGCGACAACUACAGUGGGGGAGAAUGUGGCUUUGAAAAUCAGUGCAGGGAAUAAGUCCUCCGAGCCGGAGGUAACGCCCGAGCAAAACAUCAAAACCGAACUUGCAAAGGCUGGUGCAGGCAAGGUUAUGUGUCGUCUUUGCAAAGGCGAUCACUUUACCGCCAAGUGUCCGUAUAAGGACUCUCUGGCCGGUCUCGAAACUGCUGACCUACCACCUGCUGAUGACACGGCUGACGCGCCUGCUCCCGCAGCCAGCGGGGCAACUGGCGGCAAAUAUGUACCACCAUCAAUGCGUGGCGGAGCUUCUCGUCCUGGCGAAUCCAUGGGACGUCCAGGCGGCAAUCGUGAAGACCUCCCCACGCUCCGUGUCACCAACAUCUCCGAAGACACACAAGAGUCCGAUCUUCGUGAGCUUUUCGGCACGUUUGGCCGUGUGGCGAGGGUUUACGUCGGCCGUGAUCGAGAGACGGGUAUUGGCAAAGGAUUCGCCUUUGUGUCCUUUGAAGAGCGCGCUAUUGCGCAGCGGGCGAUGGAAAAAUUAAAUGGCAAAGGCUAUGAUAAUCUGAUUUUGAGCGUACAGUGGUCACAACCAAGACCGGACGGUCGCUGA